UUUAUGUUUCAGUUUAAAACACGAAAACUACUAAAAGAGUUGUAAAAACACCGGGUAGUCCAACUGCUGGCGCCAUCUUGUUUCCAAAAUCGGGCAAAAGCGGCGACUUUCGCAAUGAACGUAAAAAGUCCGUCCCACAGUUUUUUAUAGUAGCGCAAUUUUUUGCAUAUGAAAAAAUUUUUAUGUCUACUGAUACUAAAUUAACAACUAGUUGUUCAGUGACCCAGUUUAAAACUUAUAAACACUUCAAAAAUUAAAUUUUAAAGUUGUAAAAAAUGGUUUAUUGGUGUAUAGUUUUUGAUAGAUCAAACGGCAAGUCAAAACGUUUUUUAAAGUAUUAACAAUACUUCAACUGACGUCAACUGUUUAUUGGGGGGGCAUUAAUUCCUCAAUGUCUUAGAUCAGUGUCCGAUAACCACACAAAAUAGCCUACCAUGCUUGGUGGAAAAUUAGUUUGUAAGUUUCCAAUGACUGUGUAGCGGUUGAGUGCGCUUCGAGCACAGAUAUUUAAUAUAAUCGUUGUCCUUCCCACUUGUAACAAUGACAAUCGCACACAAACAGCUUGAUGGGGAAAUCCCAUUGUUAGGACAGUGCCGAGAGACUUUGCUCUGUGACAAUACAGAGCCUUGCUGUAUAAUGUUGUAACUGACAAAACCAAGUUUAAACCUCUUUCUCGUGUUUACUGCUUCUUUUCGCAUUUUGCUUACUCGCCAUUUUAUAUAAGCCCUCCCUGUCCUGUGACUUGAGGAACCAACUGCGCCACACCUUUACGCCCACAAUUGUAAAGCGAAGUAUACUUGUUUUUAUUUCCAAAGGGAAGAGUGGAUCUUAGCAAAAAAGAAGCAACGCAUUACACUGUUCAUGAAAUGUUUUGCGACACGAGGACGAUAUGAAACGAAAAACUUGACAGCGUUGCCAAGAACAACUAAUGUACCGGAAGCUAAGAUGACAACUAUGACGGAUACACACGAACAAGUUCAUGAAGACAAACAAUUUAUAUCCUUAAUGGAAACAACCAUUAAAGAACGCAAAGAAACGUUAACAAGAGCUUGUACAGCGUUGGACAACAACUGUAAUGGAACGGGUACCUCGCAUUUUGAAAGGGCAUUUUAUUGUAAAAAAUACAAGCUCGCAGUUUGUGAUAUUUACAAAAGUGGAAGUUCUACCAUGCUGUUUACAAUACUUAAUAUGAAUGAUGUCAAAUGGUCGGACAUGGACUUUUCUGGUUGGUUACGAGAGUCAGGGAAACUUCGUUUCAGUGCGAUUUCAAACACAGAAGAAAAAACUGUUAUGUGGAAUAGUUAUACCAAGGUUAUUCUCGUGAGGGAUCCAUUCGAAAGGUUCGUGUCCGGCUACGCAGACAAACUGAUACCGACAGGCGGUGGACACAGCAAGCAUUAUCGAGACCUGUCGUUAAAGAUAAACCAAGAAUAUCGUCACCUUAGAUCGGAUGUGAGCAAACGCAACGCUACCGAACCUAAACACGCAACAUUUGAAGAUUUUCUUAAUUAUUUGCUAACAACAAAAGAAACACAAAUGGACGGCCACUGGGCGGAUUAUGUGCAGCUUUGUGAGCCUUGUGCGCAUGGUUAUGACGUCAUAAUGAAGAUGGAUACACUGGAAAAUGACGUACGUUACGUGACGUCACUGCUGAACCUAACUGCCGAACACAGCAAAGAUUUUUUUAAAAAUCAAAUCGGUCGCUCUACAAAAAGCAACAAAACCAUGGAAUAUUUUAAAACGAUCCCGAAAGAGUUGGCGAACAGACUCUAUGAAAACAGACGGCGGGAUUUCGAAAUGUUUGGAUAUAGAAAACCAGAAUGGAUAUGUUGAUUUCAUCCGUAUAUGAAACUAAUUCAAGUAAAGGUGUUUUAACGAA
Ciona intestinalis (vase tunicate) is the source of this 1879-nucleotide messenger RNA. Lineage: Eukaryota; Metazoa; Chordata; Ascidiacea; Phlebobranchia; Cionidae. The record is from RefSeq and is a predicted model, not a curated record.